AUCACGGACCAAUCAGCAGAGCAACAAAACUUCAUCAGGUUGUAGAAAUGGACUCAGAGAACAUUAAUUUUGCUGCCCUCGGUCGUCCUUUCACCAUGGGGAUGCUCUACGAUGCUCGCAAAGAUGAGCUGAUUACAGGUCUGACACUGUGGCAUAGUAAAGAUCUUGAAGAGAAUACAGUUGAAACUCCUCACUCCACCAGUUCCUUUAAAGUCUCUGCAUCUGACUCAAUCGAGUCCAAGUCCUCUCUGAUGGAUAUCAACGCCUCUCUGGAGGCCAGCUUUAUGAGCGGAUUGGUUAAGGUUGAAGGGUCUGCCCAUUAUCUGAACAAUACAAAGAAGUUCAAGAAUCAGAGUCGGGUGAUCUGUCAGUACAAUGUUACCACCUGCUUCAAACAGCUGUCUCUGGCUGACUUGGGAACCCUGAAUAAAGAGCAGAUAGAACGUAUCAAGAAGGGCUUUGCAACACAUGUCGUCGCAGGCAUCCUCUACGGGGCAAAUGCUUUCUUUGUGUUUGACAGUGAGAAGCUUGACAGCAGCACCACACAGGAGAUCCAGGGCAGUAUGGAAGCUGUGAUAAAGAAGAUACCCUCUUUCGACGUUGGGGGCAAGGUUGACAUCAAGCUGACUGAUGAAGAAAAGAAACUGACUAAUAAAUUCUCCUGCAAAUUCUAUGGAGACCUUACUCUUGAAAGCAACCCUACAACAUUUGAAGAGGCAGUGAAUACAUAUGCAGAACUUCCAAAGCUGAUAAGAGAAAAGAAAGAGAACUGCAUUCCUCAGAAGGUCUGGCUGUUGCCACUGAAGGAUCUGGAGUCCAGUGCUGCCCAGCUGCAGUGUGAGAUCAGUCAGGAACUCUUAAGGGAGGUGCAGGACGCCCUGGAAGAUUUGACACAAGUAGGAAUGAGGGUUAAUGAGGCUAUGGAUGAUGAAGAUGUUAAGCGCUUUCCACCAAUUCAAGGGAAGUUACACCGUUUCCAAAACCUGUGUGAUUCAUAUGUGUCUGACAUCAAGAGGGUGUUUGCAGAGAAACUGCCCCUCAUACGUGAAGGUGAAGAAGAUGAGAAAUCAGUAAAGCAAAUGUUGGAAGACAGAGCAAAGUCCCCCUUCAGUCAUGAACGUCUCAGCAAGUGGAUGGACGGUAAGGAGAAAGAAAUCAAUGUCAUCAAGUUCUGCCUGGCCAUCAUGAAGGGAGCCAAACCAGAGAUCAAAGUUGUCCCAAAUCAAUCUGCUGUUGAAAAAGCGGUUCUCAAGGCUGGUAGUCAGGAGGCCCUGUGUUAUGUUUUCACAUCUCUGCACAGCCCUGACUCUGGCCUUGAGGCAAUAGCCGACUUCUUGGAUUCAGCUGAAAAAGAAAAUGCAGAAGAGGACCCCUGGUACUAUUCAGAAACAGUGGUUAGAAGGAUGAGGAGUAUGGCCAGGUUUUUUAAGAGUGUGCAGUUUCCUGACAACUACAGCAUCCUUCUGAUAACAUCUAUAGCAGAUGAGAACCACAAAGGAGCAACCAUCUACAGGCUCAAAGAAGGCAUCCUGAAACCAGAGCCUGAAAAGCGUGAUUUGGCUGAUGUAAACAACAGAGGAGACUUCGCCAUGUACUUCAUUGAUGUCACCCUGGACCCGGACACAGCAAACCAGAAUCUCACUGUGGAUCAGAGGGUGGAACGCAGUGAGGCUAGAUAUGGACCAGCUCAGAUGUAUCGGGACCUGCCUCAGAGAUUUGAUGAUCUUCCUCAGAUUUUGUGUAAGGAGGGGCUGACUGGGUGCUGUUACUGGGAGGUGGGCGUGCACCCUGGUAUGGAAAACACUUCAGUAGGUGUUUGCUACAAAGGGAUCCCCAGGAAAGGGGAAGGAGAUGAUGCCAAGCUCGGGAAAGUCAAAGAGGAGCUCCAGCAGAUGGAAAGUCUGGGUGUCAUCAGUCGAGUGAGUGGGCCGACAGACUGGUGCGCAGGCAUGGUGGUUGCACCUAAGAAGGACAGCAAAAAGGUUUGUUUGUGCGUGGACCUCACAGGAAUAAACCAGUACGUAUGCCGUGAAAAGUUCAUCCCGCCAUCAGUUGAACAAAGCCUUGGGACACUUGCAGGAGCAAAACUGUUCAGCAAACUUGAUGCCAAUAUGGGCUUCUGGCAAAUUCCACUUUCUGAGGAGUCUGCAAAGAACACAACGUUUAUCACGCUCUUUGGGAGGUUCCACUUUAACCGUUUACCUUUCGGUAUAGCCUCAGCACCUGAACACUUCCAGUGCAUGAUGGCUGAGGUUACUGAAGGACUGGACGGCGUGGUUUGCCACAUCGAUGAUCUUCUGGUGUGGGGGCGUGACCAGGAAGAGCAUGAUGCUCGACUACACGCAGUUCUCAAAAGCUUGGAAAAAGCAGGUAUUACACUGAACAUGAGCAAAUGUGAACUCUCCAAAAGUGAGGUGGUCUUCCUGGGCCACGUUAUCUCAGCUGCUGGUAUCCGCCCUGACCCAAGGAAAACGGAGGCUAUCAUGGAGUUGAAGGAGCCUUCAAACGUGAGCGAGGUGAGGAGUUUUCUUGGAAUGGUCAACCAGCUUGGAAAGUUUACUCCACAGCUGGCGGAGAAAGACAAGCCCCUCUGCAACCUCCUGUCAAAGAAAAAUUGCUGGGUCUGGGAGACAGAUCAGGCUAGAGCAUUUGAAACGUUGAAGAAAGCCCUAUCUUCACCACCAGUGCUUGCUAUGUACGACCCGAACAGAGACACUAAGGUUUCAAAGACGAUGGCAUCCCUCUACACCGACGUUGAGGUCCAUCAGGACCAAAACCUACUGCCACAAGAACAGUUUCUUCCUCUCUGCUAUCAAACUAAUGAACAGUACCCUGGCCCUCCCCCCAGAGACUCGCACUGA
Messenger RNA from Cheilinus undulatus (humphead wrasse), 2861 nucleotides. RefSeq names its product neoverrucotoxin subunit beta-like. The record is from RefSeq and is a predicted model, not a curated record. The transcript has 6 exons. NCBI's taxonomy places the organism in Eukaryota, Metazoa, Chordata, Actinopteri, Labriformes, Labridae. The coding region runs from base 48 to 2861 and encodes 937 amino acids.